Molecule: messenger RNA, 601 nt
Organism: Aspergillus glaucus CBS 516.65
Lineage: Eukaryota; Fungi; Ascomycota; Eurotiomycetes; Eurotiales; Aspergillaceae
Exons: 1
Coding region: 197-451 (84 amino acids)
Source: RefSeq, a predicted model, not a curated record
CUCCUGGUGUUGCGAUAUCACCAUGACCGAACCCGCUUGACAUCGCUAUGACGCAUGGCCUAUAUGUUAUACAAGGACGCCCCUACGGACAAUUACUACAUUAUCAAAUCGAGUGGACAUCACCUCAAUCAAUUCCAACCCCGUCAAUUAACUCAGAUUCUCAAUUAAUCAAUAUCUAUUUCCUCCACAUACCAAAAUGUCCGAAAGCAACCCGACCAACCUCACGCAGCGCCAACCCACCGACGCUAAAAACGUCGACAUCAACCCCCCAAACGCACACGAUACCACCGAUAAGGCCCUUAACAAGGGCUCAUUCCCAGGCCCCGGCGGCAAUGCCACCGCACGCGCACCACAGCAGCCGCAUUCGAGCAAGGUGCCGAACAAGUUGGAUCCGCGGUACAACAGUGAUAUUAUCGAGGCGACGGAGAAGGAGAAAGGCGGCGGGCUUUAAUCGGUGGAUAUGGUUGUGAUGUACUAUGUUCUGCUCACGUUAUGAAUGACGAUGCUGUAUUAUACCAACAACGGAAGCUUUUAUACGUAUUACACCUGGAUUGAAUAGCACGCGAAACUAUUAUAUACCAUGCAAUGUAUCAUGUUAGGA